AUGCGAGUUCUCGACACAGAAACCGGCCAGUUCGUAGAGAUCGACCAUCUAACAACGAAGUACGCGAUCUUGUCGCAUACCUGGGACCAUCAGAAUGGAGAGCAGACGUACGCAGAGCUGAAGAGGAUCCAGGAUCGCUACAUCCUGCGACCUGGGGCACGUCCUCAGAACAAUGCUCUCCAUCGACAGGACAAUUCGUUCUCUGCUGCCACCUCCCCAGACAGCCCAUCCUCUCCAACCCCAGCUACUAGCUGCGCUCCGUUCCCCGCAGCCCGAGAGGCUGCUUCUACGACAACACUUCCGAACGAGCGUACGGCGCUCCUCGCUGGUGGUGUCGGCCAGACGGAGGGACGACUUGAAGACAAUGCUUACCAUCACGAUGCCCCACAGUCGCGCCUAAGCGGCCCUUGGCAAAGGCUUCUGCAAUUCCUCCGUCUCAUCAUCCGUUCCGCAGCGCGCGUCGUCAAACUACUGGGAGAUGGCCCGCCAGCCGACUCGAUAUCAACUGCUCCGGAGCCAGUCCUCGCCCCUGUUGUCGUCCACGACACCUCGGCUCCUCCUGUUGAGGAGUCCUCCUCACCUCCGCCGGCUUCGUCUCCCACUAGCCCUGUCCCGGAUGUUCCUACGUGCAUAUGGGACGACCCGGAGCUGUCGCCGAAAAUCAAGAUGGCGUGUGCGGUCGCACGCGAGGCAGGCUACUGGUACAUUUGGAUAGACUCGUGUUGCAUCGACAAGGCGAGCAGCUCCGAGCUCUCCGAGGCGAUCAAUUCGAUGUAUAUGUGGUAUGGGGACUCGACCAUCUGCUACGCCUACCUUGCCGAUGUCCCCCCUGGCGAGACGCCUCAUUCUGAGCAAUCCUCUUUUCGCAAGAGCCGAUGGUUCACACGCGGAUGGACACUCCAGGAGCUCAUCGCACCCGGUCGAUUGAUCUUCCUCUCCGCUGACUGGGAAACCAUUGGGUCUAAGGACGAUCUUGUCGAUGUGCUUGAGGAGACGACGGGCGUCGAUCGAGACGCCCUACUGUUCAGGACAGAGCUAGACCAAUUCUCCAUUGCCCGACGCUUUUCGUGGGCAACAGGGCGACGGACGGAGAGGGUGGAAGACCAAGCAUACGCGUUGAUGGGAAUCUUUGACAUCAAUAUGCCCACCCUCUACGGCGAGGGUGAGCGUGCAUUUCGACGGCUACAGGAGGAGAUCAUGCGACGUACACCCGACCAGAGCCUCUUGGCUUGGGGCGGUGUCUGGAAGCACUCCUCUGAUGUCAAUGAAGCGCUCGACGAUGUCCCUUUUGUACCCAAACCCAAGAGAUAUCACAUUGCGGACGACUCUUCGUUUACUGCUUCCCUCAAUAAGUUCGAGGAUGCCAGUACCAUCAGGAGUAUCCCCCACCACGAUGUUUGCCGCCGUCUGCAUCUGUUAGAUCUUCCCCCGACCGACUAUACCUUCACAUCGUGCGGCAUCCGUACGCAGCUACCCGUCGUACCCUUCUCUGCCAUCAUUCAUCCGGACGCAACACCCGUUCCCCAUGGUGACAGCGAUACUGUGUCCCACUGGUACCUGGCUAUGCUUGGCUGCGAAGAUGAUCGUUAUCCUGAGCAUCUUCUUGGGAGAGUAAUCGAGUACAGGGAUGAGGUCAAUGACGCCAACGCGGAGUGGCCACUAGACAUCUGGAGAACGGUGAAGACGGCGAUUCGCUUUGAUGGGGCUGGAUUGGAUUCUUUUGCGAAGCUCGUCUCGGCCUUCGUUACACAAUUUUAA
Dichomitus squalens LYAD-421 SS1 is the source of this 1758-nucleotide messenger RNA. Its product is annotated as HET-domain-containing protein. The coding region runs from base 1 to 1758 and encodes 585 amino acids. Lineage: Eukaryota; Fungi; Basidiomycota; Agaricomycetes; Polyporales; Polyporaceae. The record is from RefSeq and is a predicted model, not a curated record. The transcript is spliced from 2 exons.